AUGAAUAACACCACCAUCUCCGAUCCAACUUCCGGCGACGGCGGGUUCCUCGGAUCGGAAAAAAUUGGAGGGUUCGGUUAUACAGUUGGUGUUUCAGCUGGCAUUGUACUAUUGAUUGCAACUAUAACUUUCACUUCAUACUUUUGUACAAGAAAUCAAAGAACACCAAGAAGACCACUACGAACGGCUAAUCGAAACGAACAUAGUUGUGUGGUGGAAAUGGGAAUUGAUGAAAAAACACUUUUGAGUUAUCCAAAGUUGUUGUACUCUGAAGCUAAGGUCAAUUACAAGGACUCAACAGCUAAUUGUUGUUCAAUAUGUUUGGCGGAUUACAAGAGUAAGGACAUGCUUCGAUUGUUGCCAGAUUGUGGACAUUUGUUUCACUUGAAAUGUGUCGACCCAUGGUUAUUAUUAAAUUCAAGUUGUCCAGUUUGUAGAAAUUCUCCACUGCCAACACCUUUGUCCACUCCUUUGGCUGAGGUUGUUCCUUUGGCAAGUUGA
This is a messenger RNA of Nicotiana attenuata, 501 nucleotides long. Its product is annotated as RING-H2 finger protein ATL70-like. The transcript has a single exon. The record is from RefSeq and is a predicted model, not a curated record. Lineage: Eukaryota; Viridiplantae; Streptophyta; Magnoliopsida; Solanales; Solanaceae. Bases 1 to 501 code for a protein of 166 amino acids.